AUGUGCGAAGGUGCAGAGGUGCGGUGUAGCAAUGACAUCCUCAGUGCAGGGCAAGCCCACAUGUCCCCUGCCUGUGUGGCAGUGGCAGAGUGGCCGUGCCGCCUGUCUCGUUUUGUGGUCCGACUGCUGCCUGCUGUUAGCAUGGCUUGUUUGCCAGAGGCAGAGCUGAGCUGGGAGUAUCAAACUCCUUUCUCUCUCUUUCUUUUUUUAAAGGCAUCGCUGCUCCGGAGGUUUCAGAGUACAUUAGUCAUAGCAGAACACAACAAUGAGACUCUUACACCCAUUACAUUAAAUGCUAUCACUGCAGCAAAACGUCUUGGAGGUGAAGUUUCUUGUUUAGUAGCUGGGACCAGCUGUGACAAGGUAGCACAAGAACUCAGCAAAGUGCAGGGUGUUGCAAAAGUUCUAGUGGCUCAGCAUGAUGCGUACAAGGGAUUUCUAGCAGAGGAGCUGACUCCACUGAUUUUGGAAACUCAUAAAAAAUUUAAUUACACCCACAUUUGUGCCGGAGCAUCUGCCUUUGGGAAGAAUCUGAUUCCCAGAGUGGCUGGCAAACUCGAUGUUGCCCCUGUUUCUGACAUUAUUGAAAUUCAGUCACCAGACACUUUUGUGAGAACUAUCUAUGCAGGAAAUAUUCUUUGCACUGUGCAGUGUGAUGAAGCGAUUAAAAUAUUUACCGUACGGGGAACUUCUUUUGAGGCUGCACCAACAAGUGGUGGUAGUGCCAGUUUAGAAAAGCUAACCCCUCCACCGCCUGUUGGUCUGUCUGAAUGGAUUGAGCAGAAGUUGACAAAAAGCGAUCGGCCAGAGCUUACUAGUGCAAAAGUGGUUGUGUCGGGUGGGAGAGGCUUGAAGAGUGGUGAAAACUUUAAGUUGUUGUAUGAUCUCGCGGAUCAGUUGCAUGCUGCAGUUGGAGCUUCCCGUGCAGCUGUUGAUGCUGGCUUUGUUCCUAAUGACAUGCAAGUUGGACAGACGGGCAAAAUAGUAGCACCAGAACUUUAUAUUGCCGUGGGAAUAUCUGGAGCAAUCCAACACUUGGCUGGGAUGAAAGACAGCAAGACCAUUGUUGCCAUUAACAAGGAUCCAGAAGCUCCAAUUUUCCAAGUGGCAGACUAUGGACUGGUGGCAGACUUAUUCCAGGCGGUGCCAGAGAUGACGGAGCUCCUGAAGAAGAAGUGA
Charadrius vociferus (killdeer) is the source of this 1179-nucleotide messenger RNA. RefSeq names its product electron-transfer-flavoprotein, alpha polypeptide (gene ETFA). Gene Ontology annotation, molecular function: flavin adenine dinucleotide binding; electron transfer activity. The transcript has 12 exons. Gene Ontology annotation, cellular component: mitochondrion. Lineage: Eukaryota; Metazoa; Chordata; Aves; Charadriiformes; Charadriidae. The record is from RefSeq and is a predicted model, not a curated record. Bases 1 to 1179 code for a protein of 392 amino acids.